UCUUUAUAGAUCAGUUUAGAUCCGUACCGACGCUCGUCGGAGUUGAAUCGCGAAGCCGCGUUCCUUCUUACAAACAUUAACAUCAUACGCGUUACGUCAAGCUUGAAUGAAAGCAGGAAUAAAAGUUUAAAAUAGUGAUUGUUUUUACCGAUACGUUUCGAGUCAGAGCGAGAACUGAGUGUGCGUCGUACGUAGCGAACGUAUCAUGUCGACGUCCGGUGAAUACGUUUGCCAAUUAUCAGCAGAAGACAAGACGUACGCGGCGGCUAAUUUGAAUGAAACCGACGAGAUCCGACCGAUUAAAAUUCAGGAGAUCAGGCAGUGGAUAUUAGAGAACGAAGAACUACAUGCACCCACUGACGACUUUUUCAUCCUUCGUUUCUUGAGGGCAUGCAAGUUCAACGUGGAGAAGGUCAAAACGAAGUUAAGGAACUAUCAAAAGCAGAGAACGAACAUGCCAGAGUGGUACAGCAACAGGAACCCUUCCCUGCCAGAAUUACAGGAACUGUUCGAUCUGGGGGUGUUUCUGCCGUUGAGGCAAUUGGACGACGAAGGCAGGAUGGUAGUGAUAAUACGCGCGGCUGUCCAUUCGCCGAGCCGGCACAAAAUGUCAGACAUGCUCAAGGCGUCACUGAUGACUUUGGAUCUAGCGUUACGGGAUCACGAGUCCGUAACGAUUCACGGUAUAACGGCUAUCUUGGACAUAGCCGGUAUGACAUACGAGCACGUUCUCCAAUUACCGCCGAGAGUGAUCAAAAGCCUGGUGCACGCAUGGCAGGGAUGCUAUCCAUUGCGAAUUUAUUCGCUGGACUUCAUAAAUGCGCACCGUUUUAUAAACGCGGUGCUGAACAUCUUCAGGAGUUUCAUGAACGCGAAGCUGAAGCAAAGGGUGCACACGCACGCGCGCGGGGAGCUGAAGCUGUACGAAGCGUUGCCGGUGAGCAUCUUGCCGGAGGAGUACGGCGGCACGGACGGCACUGUCAAAGACCUGUGCGAGUACUGGAAACGUGCCGUGAGGAAAAACCACGACUGGUUCGCCGAGGAAGAAAAGUACAGAUUGACUCCUAUUAAGUAACUCGAUUGAUUUUAAUUCACGAUUACGAGGGAACGCAUUGUUAUGCAAUUGUUGUCUGGGACGGUUAACGUAGCUGAGCCACAUAGGUGUGUGUACGCACGUACGUGAUAGAAGUCCGAAAUAUUUUGUAUUUUUUUUUUUUUCAAGACACUUUUUUAUACAGGAAGUAAAACGGAAACACAUGAA
Molecule: messenger RNA, 1261 nt
Organism: Ceratina calcarata
Lineage: Eukaryota; Metazoa; Arthropoda; Insecta; Hymenoptera; Apidae
Product: retinol-binding protein pinta
Exons: 5
Coding region: 206-1075 (289 amino acids)
Cellular component (GO): membrane
Molecular function (GO): phosphatidylinositol bisphosphate binding
Source: RefSeq, a predicted model, not a curated record